Molecule: messenger RNA, 711 nt
Organism: Neofelis nebulosa (Clouded leopard)
Lineage: Eukaryota; Metazoa; Chordata; Mammalia; Carnivora; Felidae
Product: immunoglobulin iota chain-like
Exons: 2
Coding region: 16-543 (175 amino acids)
Biological process (GO): immune response; immunoglobulin production
Source: RefSeq, a predicted model, not a curated record
GGAGGGCGCAGGCGGAUGCUGGCCCAGCCCCGAGAUGGUCCCAGGAGCCCUGGCAGCACAAAGAAGACAGAGUUCAGCACCAUGUCGUGGAUUCCUGUCCUGCUGGCACUGUUCACCCACUGGGCAGGCUGUGUCUCUCAGCCCGUGCUGAACCAGCCACCAUUUGUGUCCUCGCCCCUUGGAACAACAAUCCGUCUGGCCUGCACCUUGAGCAGAGACUACGAUGUCAGGAUUUAUAACAUCUACUGGUACCAGCAGAGGCCCGGCCACCCUCCAAGAUUCUUGCUGAGAUAUUUCUCCCACUCAGACCACAGCCAGGGCUUCAAGAUUCCCCCUCGCUUCUCUGGAUCCAAAGAUGUGGCCAAGAACACGGGCUACUUGAGCAUCUCUGGGCUGCAGCCUGAGGAUGAGGCUAUGUAUUACUGUUCUCUGGGAUUCCAGGUCUUGGAUAAAGAAAGGGAGAUGAGGGGAGAGAGAAGGGAAGAAAAGGAGCCUGCUGUUUUGGGGUCCCCAGCACCCCCAGACACACUUACGUUGAACUAGAGACCAAAGGGCACACUUCCUCAGAAAGAGGCGAGUGUGGGCAAGGAGGGUGGGCUAUGGGCUUCACAGAGCAAAGGAGAAAGCCGCUCAGCUUCUUCCUGUCCAGAAACUUGCUUAGACCCCCCUGAAUGUGGGAUUUGGGGAUUAAAGUUGCUUGUGUCUUGAGAA